Molecule: messenger RNA, 486 nt
Organism: Cyphomyrmex costatus
Lineage: Eukaryota; Metazoa; Arthropoda; Insecta; Hymenoptera; Formicidae
Gene: Roc1a
Product: Regulator of cullins 1a
Exons: 5
Coding region: 1-342 (113 amino acids)
Molecular function (GO): zinc ion binding
Source: RefSeq, a predicted model, not a curated record
AUGGCUACAACCAUGGAGAUUGACGAUGACGAUUGUGAUCUCCCGACCUCCAGCAGUGGGAAAGGCGAAAAGAAACGUUUCGAAGUGAAAAAGUGGAACGCAGUGGCAUUAUGGGCCUGGGAUAUUGUUGUGGAUAAUUGUGCUAUUUGCCGUAAUCACAUCAUGGAUCUAUGCAUUGAAUGUCAAGCAAACCAGGCCUCUGCCACUAGCGAGGAAUGUACGGUAGCCUGGGGUGUAUGUAAUCACGCCUUUCAUUUUCAUUGUAUUUCACGCUGGCUGAAAACACGGCAGGUCUGUCCACUCGAUAAUCGUGAAUGGGAGUUUCAGAAGUAUGGUCAUUAAUUGGAUAUAUUCACUGUACAAGUCAGAUUUCUCUUUGUUAUUCAGCCAUUUAUGUUAAUGGCAUUCAAAAAAGAAAAAUUGUUUUUUUUAUGGAAGAUGUAAUCUUUACAAAAAGGUGAUAAAUGUAUAAGUAAAAGGGAAAGU